This is a messenger RNA of Chionomys nivalis (European snow vole), 4579 nucleotides long. RefSeq names its product endonuclease domain containing 1 (gene Endod1). Bases 391 to 1911 code for a protein of 506 amino acids. The record is from RefSeq and is a predicted model, not a curated record. The transcript is spliced from 2 exons. NCBI's taxonomy places the organism in Eukaryota, Metazoa, Chordata, Mammalia, Rodentia, Cricetidae. Gene Ontology annotation, molecular function: metal ion binding; hydrolase activity; nucleic acid binding.
CUGGUAUUAAAGCCAUUUCCACCACCACCCAGGGUCUGAUGCGGAAGGCUCUACAGAGCCUUGUUCUGCGGGCAUCUCCCGCCCCCGUGCAUCCCGGAGGGCCCUAGUGCGAGCAAGCCCUGGCUUCUCAGCCCCAGCCCGGGGGACCGUCCCUUGGACUAGGCCAGACCAGCGCGGAGGGGGCAGGUAGGUCUGGCACCCCGACAGCAACGCGGCAGGGGACCAGUCUCCCCGCGCGGGUGCAGCCGCAGAAAGCCGGGCGGAACGCUGCAGCCAUCUUCGGGGUGGAGGCGGAGAAGGGGCGCGGCCUUGGCCCGGAGCCGCCCCGGCUGAGCGGCAGCGCGGACUUCCCUGCUCCUGCGGCGCCCGGCCGGCCGCGCAGAGGCCGCCAUGGGCUGUGCGCGCUGGCUCGCGCUGGGCGGUCUCCUGGCCCUGGCUGGGCUGCUACAGGCCCGGCUACUGACCCCGCAUCAAGCAGGCUUCGGUGAGUGCGACCGCUUCUUCUAUGCGGGGACGCCGCCCGCCGGGCUGGAGACCGAGGCGCACGUGAGGAUCUGUCAGCGCUUCGCGGGUUCCGAGCGCUUUGCCACCCUAUACAGCCCCGGCCACCGCAUCCCCGUGUUUUCCGCGUUCCGCGCUGCGCGCCCCGCGCCUCUCAAUGCUGAGCAGCGCGGGCUGCUGGAGCCGCAGAUUGAUGACCCCGACAGCACCCUUGAGGAGGUAAUUGAAGAGGCUGACGCUGUCACCUCCGUGAACAAUCUGGGAAGCAAGCAAGCCUUGAAUGCAGACUAUCUCGACUCUGACUAUGAAAUCGGACAGCUGUACCCAUUCCUCCUUAGCAGUGACCUCAAGAUGUCCACAUUCCCACUCACAAAUUCAGUUCCAAUGACCCAGUCUUUCCGGGAACGGUGGCACAUGAAUCUUGACAGCCUCAUGGACCGAGCCUUGAUCCCACACUGUGGCGAUGGCAAAGACCUGUACAUCAUCACAGGUGCUGUCCCCUCAGACUACAGAGUUAAGGGCAGAGUAACUAUCCCAGAAUUCGUCUGGCUGGCAGCCUGCUGUGACGUCCCUGGAGGAGGCUGGGCCAUGGGCUUCACCAAGCACACCCAGGCUAGUGAUAUCAUAGAAGAUAUUAUGGUGAGAGACCUUGAGAAGCUGCUUCCUCAAAAACCCCAGCUGUUCCGGGACAACUGUGGGGAGAUGGAGCAAGACACAGAGAAGAUGAAGAAGAUUCUGGAAGUGGUCAACCAGGUCCAAGAUGAGGAGCGAUCUCUGCAGUCUCAGGAGAGCACGAGUCCCCUCGCCAGUGCCCAAAGCCAGAGGUCUGCCCUGCCGUCCCCAGAAGCACCAGAGGGAGGAGGCAGCUUUCUGGGGAAAGUUCUUGGUUUCCUUUUGACCCCAGUCAUCAAACUUUUCCAGUUAAUUUAUUACCUCGUGAUGACAGUCCUAAGGAAUGUACUCCAUCUCCUUUGGUUUGUGGCCAAGCAGGUGAUCAAUGGCAUUGAGAGUUGUCUUUACCGUCUCGGUGCAGCCACCGUGUCCUAUCUCGGGGCCAUUGGACAAGAGUUGGUGGGCAUUCCCUGGAAAGUGCUCAAGGUGGUGGCCAAAGUCAUCAGGGCCCUUCUGCGGAUCCUCUGCUGUCUGCUGAAGACUGUCUGCCGAGCUCUGAGCAUCCCUCUCCGAGUGCUUGUGGAUGUAGCCUCUUUCCCUGUGUACACGGUGGGGGCCAUUCCUGUCGUGUGCAGGGACAUUGCUGUGGGCCUGGGUGGCAUUCUCUCCCUCCUCUUUGGCACUGCAUUUGGCACCAUGGGUGGCUUGUUCCAGGUUGUUUUUAGUAUCUUCAAGCGGGUUGGCUACAAGGUUACUUUUGACAAUUUUGGGGAGUUUUAUAACCCAAACACAUCCUAGUGUCCGUUGUGGUAAAUUUCAUUAUUUUUCAAUAGAGAGCUAGACUGGUCUGUUUUUACAGCAGGUUUCUGUUGUCAGCUAUGGUGUUAUGUUCACCUGGGGGGAUGGGUUGUCUUUUUCUGCAAAGGAGUUUGGCACAAUUUAAAUUUGAUCUAAGAGCAAUGUUUCGGGUAGGUUCGGGGUCAUGGUCCACUGUGCCCUGCAAUUAUUCAUGCAAGCGUUCCCUGAGCAUGGUAACUUCAGCCCUGUGCUCUGACUCAGUUCAACACCUGGGCUGACCCAGGCUUGUUAGGAAACUAAACACAAGCGGGGAGAAGAUAGCAUUAAAAGUUAUGAGAAGUGGAGAAAGAAUCUUGUGCCUCCAAAUGCUCUUAGAGAUUUAAGGCAAAUGAUCCAAACAUUGUUGUCCAGUCUCUUUGCAUCUCCUUCUAUUCCUCCCCGACCCAACCAUCCCUGGCCAUGCGUCGGUGCCUGCUCUGCUGAAACCCCUCCCUACAGACGCAGCCUCUGCUGCGAGUUUGACCUUUACUUGAUCUCGAGGGCUUGUUUGAUUUUCAUUUUCUCCCAAAGUUGAGUUCUGCUAAAUCACAAUUCUUAUGCCAAAUAUGGCAUAAUAAAAUUUGAAUACAACCCUGAUUAGGCUAAGUCAGGUCUCUCCAGGUGUAGAAUGGAAAGGAGACAGCAGUAAGUAGGCGCUGUGUCCGAAGGCAUUCUUAGGGAGGCUUCAUCGACUUACAUUAAAUCUCUGGUUGACAAGGUUAAACACAAAGAUUUGCAUGUUAAUCUAAUAAUAUGAAACUUCAUAUUUCGCGACAUCUAAUGCAUCAAAUGAGUACUCGAUACCAUAAAGCACUCUGACUUCUCUCCUGAAAUGAUUGUUACAACUAUCUAGGUAAUAGACAAGAUGAAAAAUAUUCUGGCCAUCUUGGGCAGAACUAUAUUGUAUGUACAUAUUUAAAAAUCAUUGUCUCUUAGACCACUAUUUUUAUAGUGUAUUUGAGGCUAAAAAAAAAUAUAAGCCCUCCAUUAAUGCUAGCUAAAUUUGAGAGCUUAUUCCCGAUUUGAUCAAUCACUUGUAAUUUUAAAUCUUGCGCUAAAAAUUAUAACAAAGGGAACCAAACCGGCUUUGUGGGAACCAAGCAUUCCCACGGUGGGAAUGGAUUGUCUAGUAUUUUCCUGAGUGUUCCAGAGAGUUGCUGUGAAGAGGAAAAGGGCCGAGUGUGGACUUAACUGGGGGAUGUACCGGUUGGCCGGAAGUAAGCUGUAAGAACUAGGAGUCCAAAAAGAAAGCAAAAAGGGAACAGUACAUCAGCUGUUCCCAGAAAGCAGUGGCAUAUGAGAACCUGGGUGUAGCAAGAACCAAGUUUUGCAGAUGAUUUGAGUCACGCCAGAGAGAACUAGCAGCCUGCAAACUUCCAUGCGAUCGUAAUCUGGAAUCUGGACCACGGACCUCGCUUGGGUAGAUGCCUACUGUUGAAAGACUUGGAGCAGCAUUUGCCAGGAGUUUUCACUGUGUAAAUGGGAAUGCGAAGGCUUGUGUUGGCACUGGUGGGUCAUGAAAGGGACUCUCAGAAGUUGCCAGAGAAGCAAUCUGGCUAAACCCUCAAUUUUUUUUUUUUUUUUUUUUUUUUUAGGUCUCAGAGGCACAAGGAGACUGUAGACUUGGUUUUGUUAGCAGGGUCAGCUGGAAGCAGGUUGUGACGAGCUAAGAUGCCCCAUCACACAGGUGUGCCCCCUGAGUAGGAUUUUAUCCCCCGCCAAAGACUCCAGACUCUGCAUCAUCAGUUGAAUUUGGCAGGUUAAUGGAACGCCAGGAAUCCACGCAAGACUGCAUCUCAUGCGGCCCUCUUUCCCUUUUAGUGAAUAUUUGCAUUCUGAGAGGCCCUAGCAGGGUACCCAUGGCAUCUGAGCCCCUUUCAGGGAACCAUUGGAACUGUCCCCAUAUUCAGAUGUCUGGUUAUUUAUUUUUGUGUGGCUUUUUUUAAUAUGGGAAAGGAUAAGAAGACAAACAUAUCAUUCGGGUUAGAGAACUGAGACCCUUCAUUCUGGAGUUUCUUGUUGGUAGGGCCUGGGAGUCACUGGAACCAGCUGCACGUGGCUCUGAACUCCUCCAGGUCACUGGGCUGCUGGUCCAUUCCCAGUAGGUUACGUGGGGUUCUGGGGUGGGAGUUUAGGAGGCUAAGCCUUCAGUUUGGAGCUUUGGCUGUGGCUUCAUUCUGUUCUCAGGUCCUAGGGGGAUGGUGGCUGACUCUCACUCACGGAGCUGUAUUUUCGGCCAUGUUCUUGGAUGCACCCUCUGCCUUUGUGCCUUCUCCACCCAAUGCUAACUUGGGAAUGGAAGGAUCCUUGGUCUUCAUUCACCCAGCCCCCUAGCAAACAUGCAUUCGGUCAUCAAGGUUGCAGGGGUGGAAAAAGCUCCAUCCACAAGGAGUUCCCAGGAUGGUGGGGAAACAGGUAAUACAGCCCAUGCUGUGACCGGUCACAACAAGCACCAUGCUGAGGAUAUUUGCCCUGGUCCCUGGAGCACAGGAAGAAAACCUGCAGGAUGGGGAAUGAAGGACGCCGUUGCAGAGGCUUUGGCCACAUCAAGCUAUGUACAAUGCUCUGCGCCCUGUAGAUGCUCAAUAAAGUCAUUGUUGAUAGCGCAGUGGUUCCGUGGGGUUCAUGG